GGUAGCUACCACAUGGAAAAGGAGGGACUACGACGAAGUCUGGACCAUCUGCAAUCCAAUGGCUUGGCUGUGGAUUAUAUUGUUACAGACAGACGCCCACAGAUCCAGAAGUUUCUGAGAGAUCUACAAAUUACACAGUUUUAUGACGUGUGGCACUUUGAAAAAGGUUUGUCCAAGAAACUGCAGAAAAUUGCUAAAAACAAAGACUGUCAGAUUUUGAAUAAGUGGCUGCGUGCCAUAAAGAACCACGUGUACUACAGUGCAACGUCCUCAACAUCGGGCCCAGAGAAGGUGGCAAAGUGGACAUCUAUACUAAAUCACAUGCAGGAUGUGCAUACUCACGACAACCCCAUUUACCCAAAGUGUGCACAUGCUGACAGGGUGUCGAAGGAUAAAAACAAGUGGUUCCAGCCAGGGUCAGUUGCACUGUACAAGGUAGAAAAGACCCUGACCAACAAGAGGGUCCUGAAAGACGUGGAGAAGCUAAGCCACCACUACCAGACUUCUACGCUGGAGUCCUUCCACAGUUUGGUUCUGCGGUUUGCUCCUAAAAAUGUGGUUUUUCCAUAUGUUGGGAUGUUAUGCAGGUUGUACCUUGCAUCCAUGCAUCACAACGAAAAUUCCAGCCGUGAGCAGGCAACAACAGCUUUAGGCCAAGCUGUCUACAGAGUGUCGUAUUCGAAGGCCAAGAAGGGAGAACCCACCGCAAAGCCGGUCAAAACAGACCCCACGUACAACUAUGUGGCUGAAUUGAUGAGGCUGGUGUUCGAGGAGGUGAUGGAGGACCCAGAGUCUUUCGCUGAGGACAUGAGGAAGAUCGCCAUCCCAGAGACCCUGUCAGCCCAGUAUGACAGACCCUCAAAGGAGGAAGUCAUUGCCUCACAUGUGACCCGCUUCAGUCAAGGGGUGGGCGGAAGCCAACAUAUUGUCCAGCCAGAUCAGGAAACUCCUGGCGUAUCCGGCACACAACACACGACGGGAUGACAACUCGUACACGUCGUCCCAAAUAUCCCCAGCACCAGCUGACAAAGCUGCGGUAUGCUAAAUGCCGGUAGCGACUGGAAAGUGGAUAGAAAUGUAAAAAAAAUUAAAUGCUGCUCUUGCACUGUGCACAUUUUGUGUAAAAAGUUUUUAUUAAACAUUUCUAAUACACAA
Solea solea (common sole) is the source of this 1155-nucleotide messenger RNA. RefSeq lists its product as uncharacterized. NCBI's taxonomy places the organism in Eukaryota, Metazoa, Chordata, Actinopteri, Pleuronectiformes, Soleidae. The record is from RefSeq and is a predicted model, not a curated record. The coding region runs from base 13 to 984 and encodes 323 amino acids. The transcript is spliced from 5 exons.